Didymosphaeria variabile is the source of this 1788-nucleotide messenger RNA. RefSeq lists its product as uncharacterized. Lineage: Eukaryota; Fungi; Ascomycota; Dothideomycetes; Pleosporales; Didymosphaeriaceae. Bases 1 to 1788 code for a protein of 595 amino acids. The transcript has 2 exons. The record is from RefSeq and is a predicted model, not a curated record.
AUGAGGAAACAGAAGGCAGUAGAGCCAGAACUGAAUCCGGAUCUCGUCCCCGCACCAUUAUUUUCUCCCCGAACCUCACACAACUUGCCACACCUGGUCGAUAUGGACAUUGACGAGCCGUCCGUGGCCAUUCAUCGACAUGACGACCUCUUCUGGAACAGCACGCUAGAAGAGAAGGACGACCAAAUCGUGCCAGAGCAUGAUAUUCUGGGCAGAGUGGAAGGGACGCGCAGGGCAUAUUGGGUGAAGGACUUGCCACAUGCUGGGGAACCCCCAAGAGACGACGAGGUCACCGACACUCCUAGCCACGGUGGCCCUGCAGCGCAAGACUUCGCCUUUGAAGAAAGCGCUCCUUCAAGCCUGUCGCCUGCGUCGCAGUUCUCGAACUGGGAUCUUUACGCACCGCCUACGCCGCCCACGCCCUCCUGGCCUAGACGAUCGGAUUCUUUCAAACGCACACAUUUUGAGCCGGUUGUUCUGCCACACAAUCAUGUAUACGAAUCGCCGGAUCUACUCAUCGGACAGGAUGAGCGUCCAUACGAUCCGCAUAUAAUGCGUGGUGGUGGACAGUCGACCACAGUCGAACUCAAUUUGCCGUCUCAUGUAUUGGGUAACAUCACCGCUUUCGCUGGGACAGAUCCGUUGAAGAAUCAUGGCCAGAAGACGGCAUAUAAAGCACUUCCUACGGUCGGUUUCAAGGUACAUGAGGAGCCUGUCGUGCAAGAUGGCGAGACACAGGGUACGAUGCUAAAUUAUUCGUUUCCGUGGAACGGUGGCCCUCCAAGACCAAGUACGGCGAAGUUGGAGGCUGUGUAUCUGCCGCCCGGAUCAGCGGCAGAAGCUUCGAAACCUACGUCUACGUCCGUAUCUUCGGCACCUACACGAAUACAUGCACUCGAACAACCUUCCACAGCAUGUGCACCUGACAUCACAGAGCAUCCAGCUUUCAAGAACGAUCGAGCAGCCGAAGGCCCUACAUUGAGCAAUGGUGUCGGAGAGGAAGAGCUUACUAAAUCACAGAAGCAGGUACCCAUAACAUCCAAAAACGCGAAACCUCCGCUACCGCCUAGAAACGGCGUUUAUAUUAACACUGCACUUGAAAGGCCUUCAACGCAAUUGCAUUCUCCAUCUCCAGUGCGCAAUGGCAGAUCCCACAUACUGCCUUCUCUCCACCAGGACUACGCCUUCCCCUCCACAUCCUCAACGGCACCACCAACGGACCCCCAUCCCCCAGGCUUUACCACAGACAAUGAAAUCCACCUCCACAAUUCGUACGAUGCAAACGUCCACGCCAUCCUCAAUUACUACGACCAGACCUUACUAGCACAAGCAAAAUCCAUCCGCCACCUCCACGCCCACAUCGACCAACUCACCGAACGCUGCGACUACUACGAGCACGACCUCCUCCCCAAAACCCUAACCCACUGGUCCGAAACCAACCGCGAGAACCACGUCCUCGCUGCCGGGCUGAGGCAAAACGAAGAAGAAAACGCCUUACUCUGGGGCUUCCUCGAGUUCUCUCGGAAAGUGCUCCAUCUGUGCUGGCAAAGGGACCAGGCGGUGCUGCAUACGGCGCAGACGAUGCGCUUGCGGAAGAUGAAUCGCGCGAAUUGCGCAAUGUUGGAGAGGCUGGUGAAUAGCUUUGGGCCCGGGAGGAGGGGGAAGGAGAGGAAGAGAGGGGAGAGCCCGUUUAGGGAGGAUUUGGAGCAGUUGGUUUUUGUGUGUGAGCAGAAUAUGAGGUUGUUGGGGAGGAUUUGGAGGAUUGGAAUGGGAAUCUUGAGGUGGUGA